CAUCACAAAUUUCACCAACCAUAUUGGUGGCACGGAUCGAACUCCUGACGGCCGGCAUGGCAAGCUACCAUCAAGUGUUCGUGUUCCUCCUGCUCCUUGUUUGUUUCUGCAAAUCCGACGACAGUCUAACACCUGCGAGGCCACUGUCCCCCGGCGAUGUUCUCGUCUCCGGCGGCGGCGCGUUCGCUCUCGGCUUCUUCUCCCUGACGAACUCAACCUCGGAGCUGUACGUCGGCGUGUGGUACAACAAGAUCCCCGUGCGCACCUACGUGUGGGUCGCCAAUCGCAACGACCCCAUCAAGACGAGCUCCUCCUCCGUGAAGCUGUUCUUGACAAAUGGUUCGGACCUCGUGCUGUCCGACUCCAAUGGCGGCGGCACCGCCGUCUGGACGACGGCGAACAAUAUCUCCACCGGGGGCGAUGGGGCCACCGCCGUGCUGCUCGACACCGGAAACUUCGUCGUGCGGCUGCCGAACGGCUCCGAGGUGUGGCGGAGCUUCGAGCACCCGACGGACACCAUCGUGCCGAACGUGAGCUUCCCGCUUAGCUACAUGGCCGACCGGUCGCGCCGCAUUGUCGCGUGGAGGGGGCCCGACGACCCGUCAGCCGGCGACUUCUCCAUGGGCGGCGACUCCAGCUCGGACCUCCAGAUCGUCGUCUGGAACGCGACGAGGCUGCACUGGCGGCGCGCCGCGUGGACCGGCGCGCCGAUCUUCGGCGUCAUCCAGAGCAACACCAGCUUCAGGCUGUACCAGACGAUCGACGGCGACACGGCCGACGGCUUCAGCUUCAGGCUGACCGUCCCCGACGGCUCGCCGCCGAUGCGCAUGACGCUGGAGUACACCGGCGUGCUCACCUUCCAGAGCUGGGACAGCAACGCGUCGUCGUGGACCGCCUUCUCCGAGUUCCCCACCACGGCCUGCGACCAGUACGCCUCGUGCGGGCCCUUCGGCUACUGCGACGGCGCCGAGGCAGCUCCGUCGUGCAAGUGCCUCGACGGCUUCGUCCCCGUCGACGGCCUCGACAUCUCCAGAGGAUGUCGGAGUAAGGAGGCCGACCUGGGAUGCGGCGGCGGCGGCGCCGGAGAUGGCUUCUUGACCUUGACGAGCAUGAAGACGCCGGACAAGUUCUUGCACGUGAGGCACAGAAGCUUCGAUGAGUGCACCGCAGAGUGCAGCCGCAACUGCUCCUGCAGAGCCUAUGCUUAUGCGAGCCUGAGCAGUGUCGACGGCACCAUGGACGACCGGUCGAGGUGCUUGAUCUGGACGGGGGAGCUCGUCGACACCGGCAAGUUCAGAGACGGCACCGGCGGCGAGAACCUGUACCUCCGAAUUCCCAGCUCAGAAGUUAACAAGACGAGAAGUAGAUCAGUGCUGAAGAUUGUACUCCCGGUUAUGGCUGUUCUUCUGGUGAUUCUUGCAAGCACAUACCUUGUAUGCAAAUCAAGAGGCAAACAACGAAGCAAGAAAGUUCAGAGCAAACACUCACUUCAAGGCAGGAAGGAUUAUCCAAGCGAAGUUGGAAACGAAAAUGUAGAAUUUUCCUCUGUUGGCUUCGAUGCGAUCCUCGCGGCAACAAACAAUUUCUCCGAUGACAACUUGCUUGGAAAAGGAGGUUUUGGAAAAGUAUACAAGGGAGUUUUGGAGGGUGGCAUUGAAGUUGCUGUCAAGAGGCUUAGUAAGGGUUCAGGGCAAGGCGCUGAGGAGUUCAGAAAUGAAGUGGUUCUGAUUGCCAAAUUACAACACAGAAACUUGGUUAGGCUUCUCGGUUGCUGCAUUCAAGAAGAUGAGAAGUUACUCAUCUACGAAUACUUACCAAACAAAAGCUUGGAUGCCUUCCUUUUUGAUGCUAAAAGGAAAGAUGUGCUUGAUUGGUCGACGAGGUUCAAGAUCAUUAAAGGGGUAGCAAGAGGUCUUCUGUAUCUUCACCAGGAUUCAAGAUUAACAAUAAUCCAUAGAGAUCUGAAACCAAGCAACAUCUUGUUGGACACAGAAAUGGCUCCUAAAAUAUCGGAUUUCGGCAUGGCAAGGAUCUUCGGUGGAAAUGAGCAAGAAGCUAACACCACCAGAGUUGUUGGGACAUAUGGCUACAUGUCACCUGAAUAUGCUUUGGAUGGCUGUUUUUCCGUCAAGUCUGACACCUAUAGUUUUGGAGUUAUACUAUUGGAAGUUGUCAGUGGCUUAAAGAUCAGCUCAGCCCAUCUCAAAGUGGAGUGUUCAAACCUUAUAGCCCAUGCAUGGAGCUUAUGGAAAGAUGGCAAUGCAAGCGAUUUUGUGGACGCAUCAAUUGUGGAGAGCUGCCCAAUCCAUGAAGCUUUGCGGUGUAUUAACUUGGGACUCCUGUGUGUCCAAGAUCAACCAAGUGCGAGGCCACUCAUGUCAUCCGUCGUGUUCAUGUUGGAGAACGAGGCAGCAGUGCUUCCUGCUCCCAAGGAGCCCCUGUAUUUCACCAUGAGGAACUACGAGACCAACGAUGACUACUCGAGAGACAGCACGAGAAGAUCUCUGAACCGCAUGAGUAUUACAACGCUAGAAGUGCGCUAAACGUUUGAUUCCGUUGUACUGAUCUACAAAGUUUUGAACUUAUCUGGUUCUUCCAAUUGAACAGUACCAUUACGAUUUACACUGAUGUUUGAUUAAAAAGGUUCUAUUGGAUGCUAUUGUUAUCCAUUG
Molecule: messenger RNA, 2672 nt
Organism: Oryza brachyantha (malo sina)
Lineage: Eukaryota; Viridiplantae; Streptophyta; Magnoliopsida; Poales; Poaceae
Product: G-type lectin S-receptor-like serine/threonine-protein kinase B120
Exons: 7
Coding region: 57-2543 (828 amino acids)
Biological process (GO): protein phosphorylation; recognition of pollen
Molecular function (GO): protein serine/threonine kinase activity; ATP binding
Source: RefSeq, a predicted model, not a curated record